GCGCCUAGCUGGCUCUUGGGUGCACUCGGCUCCUGGCUGGCGGUGUCCAGUCUCGGCCCAGGCCCUGGUCAGGUCCCGGAGUUGCUCAGUUGGGCGCCCGAGGGGCGCGAUGGCUCUGCGCGGCGUCAGGGUGCUGGAGCUGGCCGGCCUGGCCCCGGGGCCGUUCUGCGGCAUGGUCCUGGCGGACUUUGGCGCUCAGGUGGUGCGCGUGGACCGCCCGGGCGCCCCCGGCGACGUCAGCCACCUGUCCCGGGGCAAGCGCUCGCUCGUGCUGGACCUGAAGCGGCCGCGGGGGGCCGCGGUGCUGCGGCGUCUGUGCGCGCGCGCCGACGUGCUGCUGGAGCCCUUCCGCGCCGGUGUGAUGGAGAAACUCCAGCUUGGGCCAGAAACUCUCCUGCAGGAGAAUCCGAAGCUCAUCUAUGCCAGGCUCAGUGGAUUUGGUCAUUCAGGAAGAUUCUCCCAUGUGGCUGGCCAUGACAUCAACUAUUUGGCUUUGUCAGGUGUCCUGUCAAAGAUGGGCCCAAGUGGUGAGAACCCGUAUCCUCCGCUGAACCUCCUGGCUGACUUUGGCGGCGGCGGUCUCAUGUGCGCGCUGGGCAUUGUGCUGGCUCUCUUCGCCCGCACACAUUCGGGCAAAGGUCAGGUCGUUGAUGCAAACAUGGUGGAAGGAGCAGCAUAUUUAAGUUCUUUCCUGUGGAAAACUCAAGGAGAGGGACUGUGGGAUCAGCCUCGAGGACAGAACCUGUUGGAUGGAGGGGCGCCGUUCUAUACGACGUACCGGACGGCAGAUGCGGAGUUCAUGGCCGUUGGAGCCAUUGAGUCCCAGUUCUAUCAGCUGCUCCUCGACGGACUUGGACUCAAGUCUGAUGAACUCCCAAGCCAGAUGAGUGUGAAAGACUGGCCAGAAAUGAAGAAGAAAUUUGCAGAUGUGUUUGCAAAGAAGACCAAGGCAGAGUGGUGUCGGAUCUUUGAUGGCACAGAUGCAUGUGUGACCCCGGUGCUGACCUUUGAAGAGGCACCCCACCAUGGUCACAACAGAGAUCAGGGCUCAUUCAUCACUGAUGAGGAGCAGUGUUGGAGCCCCCGCCCAGCGCCUCGCCUGUCUGGCACGUCUGCCAUCCCGUCUGCUAAAAGGGAUCCUUUUACAGGAGAACACUCUGAAGAGAUACUUAGAGAAUUCGGGUUCAGUGAAGAAGAGAUUCAUCAGCUGCGCGCAGAGAAAAUCAUUGAAAGCAAGAAGCCCAAAGCAAACCUCUAACUUCUAAGCUCACAGCACAAGGGGAUUUGAAUGCUGCAUUUCACACACUGUGUUAUGGAGGUGUGGCAGAGCAUUAAUGAGGUGUCCGACUAAUCAAGGAACAUCGAAAGACUGAUUACAUACUGAUGAUUGCACUCUGAAAAAUGAUUAUCAGAGCAUCUGAUUUAGGAAAGUUUUGUGUACUUGUAGUAGUUUCUGGCAAGUUUUCUGCCUUCAGAUUUACUUGACAAAAUACAUUUGUUGUUAAAAUGCUUAUAUAGCUAUAAUAUAUCUUAAAUGAAUUAAGAUAAAACAUUGUUUAUCAAAUAAAGGCGUUUUCCGUGUA
This is a messenger RNA of Jaculus jaculus (lesser Egyptian jerboa), 1583 nucleotides long. It is a transcript of the gene Amacr, whose product is annotated as alpha-methylacyl-CoA racemase. The transcript has 5 exons. Gene Ontology annotation, biological process: bile acid metabolic process. The coding region runs from base 110 to 1258 and encodes 382 amino acids. Gene Ontology annotation, molecular function: alpha-methylacyl-CoA racemase activity. Gene Ontology annotation, cellular component: mitochondrion. The record is from RefSeq and is a predicted model, not a curated record. NCBI's taxonomy places the organism in Eukaryota, Metazoa, Chordata, Mammalia, Rodentia, Dipodidae.